AUGCAGUGUACAAAAAGGCAGCAAGGUACUGCAGUUCAGGUUGUGGGGGUUUAUGUUGAUGAUCUCAUCAUCACCGGAUCAAAUGUCAAGGACAUUGUGCAGUUCAAGGAGAAAAUGAAGAGAAUGUUUGAGAUGAGUGAUCUCGGGCUCUUGAGUUACUAUCAUAGGAUUGAGGUGAGGCAGGAUCCGAAUGCAAUAACAAUAAGUCAGUCGGGGUAUGCUAUGAAGAUCCUAGAGAAGCUGAAGUUGGCAGAUUGCAACCAUUGCCAAGUCCCCAUAGAGCCGAGAAUGAAGCUGAGCAAGACGGAUGCAAGCCUGCCAGUUGACACAUUCAUGUACAGAAGUGUCGUCGGGAGUCUAAGGUACCUAGUAAAUACUAGGCCAGAUCUUGCAUACUCUAUUGGGGUAGUGAGUAGAUACAUGGAAGCUCCAACUAUAGCUUAUGGCAGUAGUGAAACAGAUACUGCGGUAUGUGCGAGGUACCAUCAAUCAUGGUUGCGUCUAUGGAAGAAGGAAGGAGUCAGAAACUGGGUUGAUAGGUUACAGUGA
Messenger RNA from Asparagus officinalis (garden asparagus), 549 nucleotides. RefSeq lists its product as uncharacterized. Bases 1 to 549 code for a protein of 182 amino acids. The transcript has a single exon. NCBI's taxonomy places the organism in Eukaryota, Viridiplantae, Streptophyta, Magnoliopsida, Asparagales, Asparagaceae. The record is from RefSeq and is a predicted model, not a curated record.